This is a messenger RNA of Fopius arisanus, 6864 nucleotides long. It is a transcript of the gene cac, whose product is annotated as cacophony. The record is from RefSeq and is a predicted model, not a curated record. The transcript is spliced from 30 exons. Gene Ontology annotation, cellular component: voltage-gated calcium channel complex; membrane. Lineage: Eukaryota; Metazoa; Arthropoda; Insecta; Hymenoptera; Braconidae. Gene Ontology annotation, biological process: chemical synaptic transmission; calcium ion import across plasma membrane. Gene Ontology annotation, molecular function: high voltage-gated calcium channel activity; calcium ion binding. Bases 77 to 5476 code for a protein of 1799 amino acids.
AGAGGCGAGCCUCAAGAUCCUGGCUCUUGGCUUUGUUCUACAUCGUGGCUCGUACCUUCGUAACAUCUGGAACAUCAUGGAUUUUUUCGUCGUGGUGACCGGGUUCAUCACGGUGUUCCCACAAGGCAUUAGCCUGGACAUGGAUCUGCGCACGUUGCGUGCUAUACGCGUGUUGCGACCGCUCAAACUUGUCUCCGGCAUACCGAGUCUUCAGGUGGUGCUCAAGUCUAUUAUCAAGGCGAUGGCACCUUUGCUACAGAUCGGUUUGUUGGUGCUGUUUGCCAUCGUGAUAUUCGCCAUUAUCGGUCUCGAGUUUUAUUCGGGAACACUGCACAAAACGUGCUACAGUAUAGAAGAUAUCAGUCAAAUAGUGAAAGAGGGCGAUGUGCCGAGUCCGUGCAACACAGAUCACAAACAUGAGGCACCGAUGGGUUCCCACGUAUGCAAUCCCAACAAAUCGGUAUGCCUGGAUCAGUGGGAGGGACCAAACAGUGGAAUAACCAGCUUCGACAACAUCGGCUUCGCCAUGCUCACCGUCUUCCAGUGUAUCACAAUGGAGGGCUGGACUGCCAUAUUGUACUGGACGAACGACGCUCUUGGCAGCUACUUCAACUGGAUAUACUUUAUACCAUUGAUCGUCCUUGGGUCCUUCUUCAUGCUGAAUCUAGUUCUCGGUGUUCUCAGCGGAGAGUUUGCGAAGGAGAGAGAGAAAGUGGAGAAACGACAGGAAUUCCAGAAGAAUCGUAGACAAGCACAACUCGAAAGAGAACUCAAUGGUUACGUCGAGUGGAUAUGUAAAGCAGAGGAAGUUAUUCUGGCCGAGGAGAGGACGACGGAGGAGGAAAAAAAGCACAUAAUAGACGCGAGAAAAAGAGCCGAGAAGGCGAGAAAAAAGAAAGCAAAAAGUGAAGAGAAGAAGAAAAAAAAGCAAAAGUUAAAAAAUGUCGGAAAGAGUAAAAGCACUGACACUGAGGAAGAGGAUGAGGAUGAUCCGGGCGAUGAGCCUAAGAAAAAACUGAAAGGGUUCUCAUCAUCUUCAUACCCGGGUCGAAAAGGAAAAGAAGAGGGUGGAUGUAACGAUUUUUGGAAACUGGAGAAGGCAAUUAGAGUGGGGCUACGAAAGCAAAUUAAAACCCAAGCGUUUUACUGGUUCGUCAUCGUUCUUGUGUUCUUGAAUACACUCUGCGUUGCCGUUGAACACUACGACCAACCAGAGUGGCUUAGUGAUUUUCUCUAUUACACCGAGUUUAUAUUUCUGGGGCUGUUCAUGUGCGAAAUGUUCAUUAAAAUGUAUGCCCUGGGGCCACGCAAAUACUUCAGUUCGAGUUUCAAUAGAUUCGAUUGUGUCGUUAUUCUGGGCUCGAUAUUCGAGGUGAUAUGGUCAGCAGUUAAAUCCGGCUCAUUCGGUCUAUCCGUCCUGCGUGCCCUGCGUUUACUGAGAAUAUUCAAAGUGACAAAAUAUUGGGCGAGCCUGAGCAAUCUCGUUAAAUCACUAUUAAACUCAAUGCGCAGCAUCAUUUCACUUUUGUUCCUUCUCUUCCUCUUCAUACUCAUAUUCGCUCUACUUGGUAUGCAACUCUUCGGUGGACAAUUCAACUUUCCAUCGGGCACACCACCAACUAACUUCAAUACCUUUCCCAUUGCGCUACUAACUGUCUUCCAAAUCCUAACCGGUGAGGACUGGAACGAGGUGAUGUAUCAAGGAAUCGAGUCGCAGGGUGGACACAAAGGCGGUGGAAUGAUAUAUUCAUCGUACUUUAUUAUUCUGGUACUGUUUGGUAACUAUACGCUGCUAAACGUCUUCUUGGCUAUCGCUGUUGAUAAUUUAGCGAAUGCCCAAGAAAUGACAGCCGCUGAGGAAGAUGAAGAGGAGGAGGAGAAGGAGAAACAGCAGCAAGAAAUUAAUAGAGAAUUAGAGACGUUACGUAUGCCAGGUGCAGCACCUAAAGUUGAGAUAUCACCGCCAAGUCCUUCAACAAAUUUAGGUAAAGGGGAAAAACAGGCGUCCGAAGAGAAGAAACAGGAGGACGACGAUGACACGGGACCAAAACCAAUGCUGCCAUACUCCUCCAUGUUUAUAUUAUCUCCGACAAACCCUGUAAGAAGAGGGGCCCAUUGGGUGGUUAACCUGAGAUAUUUUGAUUUUUUCAUAAUGGUUGUAAUAUCUCUAUCGAGUAUUGCCCUUGCAACUGAGGAUCCGGUAGACGAGCACUCCAAAAGAAAUGAAGUAUUGAAUUAUUUCGAUUACGCGUUCACUGGUGUAUUUGCGAUAGAGAUGAUUCUCAAGGUUAUUGAUCUUGGAAUCAUGCUCCAUCCCGGCUCCUACUUGCGUGAGUUCUGGAAUAUAAUGGAUGCCGUUGUCGUCAUAUGUGCGGUUGUGUCAAUGGGCUUUGAAAUGGGUGGUGGAUCUGCUGGACAUUUAUCAACAAUUAAAUCACUUCGUGUACUGCGUGUACUUAGACCAUUGAAAACUAUAAAACGUGUGCCUAAGUUAAAGGCAGUGUUUGAUUGUGUCGUUAACAGUUUAAAGAAUGUCAUCAAUAUUCUCAUUGUGUAUAUAUUGUUUCAAUUUAUCUUCGCUGUCAUAGCGGUACAAUUGUUCAAUGGUAAAUUUUUCUAUUGCAACGAUGCGAGUAAAAGAACUGAAGCGGACUGCCAGGGUGAGUAUUUCAUCUUUGAGGAGGACCAACUACUGCCAACACCCAUGAAACGUAAAUGGCAGCCACAGAGCUUUCAUUAUGAUAACGUUAUGGCUGCCAUGCUGACGUUAUUUGCUGUACAAACUGGUGAGGGUUGGCCACAAAUUUUACAACACUCGAUGGCAGCAACUCACGAGAAUGAGGGUCCCAUUCACAAUUUUCGAAUAGAAAUGUCCUUAUUUUACAUCGUAUACUUCAUUGUAUUUCCAUUCUUCUUUGUAAACAUAUUCGUCGCCUUGAUCAUCAUCACAUUUCAAGAGCAAGGCGAGGCGGAAUUGGCAGAGGGUGAAAUUGAAAAAAAUCAGAAAUCCUGUAUAGACUUCACAAUAGGUGCUAGACCUUUGGAGAGGUACAUGCCGAACAAAAGAAAUAGCUUAAAGUACAAAAUAUGGAGGAUAGUAGUAUCAACGCCGUUCGAGUACUUCAUCAUGAUACUCAUCGUUUUAAAUACUCUUUUACUCAUGAUGAAGUAUCACGAGGCGCCGCCGAAUCUAUUGGAUGCCUUGAGCUACGUGAACAUGGUUGUCACCCUACUUUUCCUCAUUGAGUGCAUCCUUAAAGUCAUCGCAUUCGGAUGCAAGAAUUUCUUCAAAGACCCGUGGAAUACUUUCGACUUCAUCACGGUCAUCGGUAGCAUCGUGGACGCACUUGUAGUCGAAUUCGGGUGUAAUUUUUUAUGUCCCCUACAGGAAAACUUCAUCAAUGUCGGGUGUUUGAGGCUAUUUCGUGCUGCCAGACUGAUCAAAUUACUCAGACAAGGGUACACUAUACGAAUUCUUCUAUGGACAUUCGUACAAUCAUUUAAGGCGUUGCCCUAUGUCUGUCUUCUCAUCGCGAUGCUUUUCUUCAUCUACGCAAUCAUCGGAAUGCAGAUAUUCGGAAACAUAAAAAAUAUACCAUCAGAGGCGAUAGAAAGUCACAACAAUUUUCAGACUUUCAUCGGAAGUUUGAUGUUACUAUUCCGGUGCGCAACGGGCGAAGCAUGGCCGAGCAUUAUGCUGUCUUGUAUAAAAGGACGUACCUGUGAUCCUAAAGCGAAACAAGACGCCGACGGAUGCGGCUCAAAUUUAGCGUACGCCUACUUCGUCUCCUUCAUAUUUUUCUGCUCAUUUCUCAUGCUUAAUCUGUUCGUUGCUGUCAUCAUGGACAAUUUUGACUACCUCACGCGUGACUCAUCGAUACUUGGGGCCCAUCAUCUCGAUGAGUUUGUUAGAAUAUGGGCUGAAUACGAUCCCAAUGCAACUGGCAAGAUACAUUUUACGGAGAUGUAUGAUAUGCUGAAGAACAUGGAUCCACCUCUUGGGUUUGGUAACAAAUGUCCUAACAGACUUGCUUACAAGAAACUCAUUAGGAUGAAUAUGCCAGUGGACGAGGACGGCAAAGUUGCGUUUACAACGACUUUCUUUGCCCUGGUCAGGGAAAAUCUCAUUAUUAAAAUGCGAUCAGCGGAUGAAAUGGACCAAGCUGACGAAGAACUACGAGACACAGUGAGAGUCAUUUGGCCUCUCCAAGCGAAAAAGAUGUUGGACCUUUUGAUACCUAGGAAAGAAGAAUUGAAUAACGGAAAGUUGACCGUCGGUAAGAUAUACGCUGGCCUUCUGAUCCUCGAAAAUUGGAGGACAACGCGAUUCGGUCAGAUUGAGUCGACUGAUCCUCAGCGCUCUUCUUUCUUCACCUGCCUGAUGGACAUGGCUGGGGUUAAUCACGCUGGCAAUCAUCAUGGAAGCCGAUUAAACAGUCUUGAGCCACCGGUCGAUGGAAAAACAGACCUCGAGGAGCCCAAAGAGGAGGAGGGAGCCCUUGGGGUUCUUGCUGCUGCCGAGAAAAGACGUCAGCGUAGCAUCAGAAACAAAAAGGACCUUCAGGAUAUCAUAGUUAGUGAUUCGAGGGCAGGCAGUUUGGAAAGCCUCACGCAAGGGGAUAGGCUGCAUCCGCAACAUGUGCAGCAUCCGCCAAGACAUCAUUCACGUUCACCAAGUUUAAGAAGACACUCGCCCAUUCACAGAUCGCCAUCUCCAUCGCGACGAGCGCGAUUCGAUCAUCAUCACCAUCAACCGUACCACGAAGGACCUGGUUUCAGCGAUGCAGUCAGCAACGUCGUGGAAAUUCAAAGGCAUACACAUACACCCCAUCAUUCACAGUACAAUCAUCGUCACCGAAUAAGAGACUAUUACGACCACUGCGACUAUUACGACGAUGGUCCCUGGAGUGCCUCAACGAGUCCAGCGCGCUCACCAAGUCCAGUCCACCGUAUGGACCACCGUGGCCAUCACUACGGUACAACAUCACUGGAGCAGAGAUCACGAAGUCCAAGUCCAAUAGGUGGACGUCAAUCGAGCCACCACCGUCAUCCCCAUCACCACCACCAUCCCCACCAGCACAGUUACCCAGUGCUGGUGACAAGACGUGGCCAGGGUAGAAGAUUACCACCAACGCCAAACAAACCAUCCACACUCCAGUUAAAACCAGCGAACAUUAAUUUUCCAAAGUUGAAUGCUUCACCGACCCACGGUCCCCACAUGGCCCAGCACGUUACACCAGGUGGAAUUCUAGCUCCAACUCAUGUUCCAACAGCAUCCGGUGUACAUGUGCCAAGUAUGUCAGCAAUGUCGAGUCACUGUCCCCUGAGCUUCGAGCAAGCCGUUGCAAUGGGACGCGGUGGACGUUUACUACCAAGCCCAGUCCCCAAUGGCUACAAACCGCAACCAAGUGCACCCCAAAAACAAAGAACACCAAGAUCCAGGCACUCAGACAGCGACGAGGAUGACUGGUGCUAGCCAAUGUGGGACCCUGGACGGUGGUCCAGUGAUGUGGACGCUAAUUCUAGGGGCCUCAAGGUCUGUGCGUGACACCACAGGGACCGGUUUAUUUAUUUAUCCAUCUCAUCACAUUGUCAUUUUAUCAUUCAAGUGGACAAACAAAAAUAUUAUAAUAACCAUAUCCUUACGCACGCUUGUCUCAUUGGCGUUGAAAGCCGACCAGAAGGGCUCAUCAAAUACAUUUUCUUUCCUCUUCUUCUCUCUCUAUUUAACGGGUUUCUACGUUUUAUUGUAUCACUCAGUUUUAAUAAUGCCAUUUCGCAUGAGUCGGGAUAUUUAUCCUUACGUGGACAUUCCCAAUUCUGUAUAUACGUGAUAUAAUAUGUAUAUAUGCGUAUACGUAUUUGUGAAGGUAGAGCCAAUUUGAUGAAUUAAGGUGUUUAUGAAUUUUCAAAGGGGGAAGGGGGAGGGCAACUCGAGGCGUAUCGAGUUCUAAGGGAUUUUUUGUGAUUUAGGUCCAACCGUUUUGCCCCUCCGCCCUCCCCCAUCCCUCCCCACCAUCCCCCACCCCCACCAUUUACGUCACUCCAUUACACCCAUUACACUUUGCCCGUUUCGUGAAAUAAAUACGGGGUACUUUUUUAUACAAUAAAUUCACACAUCGAGAGAUCCCAGUGGCUUCAACGGAUUGGACCGUGAUAUUUUAAUUAAUCGUUCUGUUUUAGAUAAUUAUUUGAUUUAUGGAAAGGGGUAUCUGCGAUGCGCCUCGAGUUGCCGGAUUUCCUCGUUAAUACGGAAUAGUGUGAGCCGGAUUCUCACGCGAAGAGUUUAAAUAAUAAUAAAAAUUGAAAUAAAAAAAAAAACCGAUAAUCGUGUCAGUGACGCGUCUCCGAUUAUCGUACUGGAUAAAUAUAAAUUAAGGUAUUAAUGAUAAUGGAUAUGUGGUAAGGGAUGAACAAAUCGAAUGAACAUAAAGUGCUUAUGAUAAAUAAAACAAAGACUCUAUUAAAAAAUUUUUUCUCCGCGUAAUUUAAUAGGUUAAAUGAUACACUGCCGGCUCACCGGGGCCUGUUUUACCGCUCAAUUGGUGAAUUUUCAUUGAUAAAUGGGGAUCGGAAGACGGCCUCGGUGAACGGAAAAACAAUUUCAAGUAAAACAUUUAAAAAAUGAUGGAUAAUACUGAACGUCGAGGGAUUGAGGGCGACGGACAUUGUAUUUAUGCGAUUCGCAUCGUUUAGAUAUCACUCUCGUGUUUUCACUACACUUUCAUGAAGAAAAUUGAGGAAAAUAAAUAAAAAAAAUUAAUUAACAUGAUGUCCUUUUUAGAAUCCUUAGUGAGCGAUGGAGUGUAUCGGGUUGUGAAUAUCAUUUUUUUUAUAAUAUAAAUAAUUUAUGUGUGUUAAAAU